GGCUCGGAUGGAAGCGGCGCGGAGGCCGCGGCUGGGGCUGAGCCGCCGGAGGCCGCCCCCAGCGGGCGGGAGCCCAGGUGCGGCCCGGAGCCCACUGAAGCCUUCACUGUCGGACCCAAGACCUUUUCCUGGACGCCCUUUCCGCCAGACCUGUGGAGCCCGGGCCGCUCCUACCGGCUGCUUCGCGGGGCAGGAGGGCACCUGGAGCCCCCCGCCAGGUCCCUGCCCCAGCGCCCGGCACCUGAUCCCUGCAGGGCCCCCAGGGUGGAGCAGCAGCCGUCCGUGGAGGGUACCGCCCUGCGCCGCUGCCCCAUGUGCCAGAAAGAGUUCGGCCCCAGGGCAGAUUCACUGCAGUGAAAUCAGAACCGGACACAGCCCCAGGCGGCCGAACUGGAGGACUCAGGAUAUAGGAGCCUGAGGAUGCGCCUGGACUGGUGGAGGGUGGCGUCUGGACACGACCCAUGGGAGCUCCCGACAAGAUGGGCGCCACCUCCCGGUGCAGGGGCAAGGAAGGUGGAUCUGCCCUGCUGGCGGGGCCCUUGGCACACACCGCCUCUCUUCGCCAGGGCAGCGUGCAGAGAGGCCGGGCUCCAGGAGGAAAGCAGGGUUGGGGACCUGGUGCUGGGCCCCAGAGCCACACCCCAGUGGCAGCAACUGCCCGAGCAGUGCUGGUUCAGCUGGGGGCAGGCCAGGAGGGGCUGAGGCGGCUCUGGGGUGACUGUGACCCCGUUCCAGCUCUACCCUCGGACCCUCGGGGGGUGGGCACUGUGUCCUUUCACCAUCCACCCUGCUGCUCCCACCGCCUUCCCCACAGUCCGUGAAAGAGACACUGAGUCCACAGGUGGGGCCCAGGGCCUCACGCAUGCCCCGCUCCCACGCGGAGCUGACACCCACCAAGGGGCUGUUCUCAAGCUUUGCCCGCUACAGCCCAUGGAACUAAGUCCAGCACAGCACCUAGGGGGCCCCCAAAGGGACCAGAAAGCAGCCGCUGCAGGAACAGGUGGCCCCCCUUGAAAGGCGAGACCGAGACCACCGGACCUGCAGCUGCGCCCUGAGCACCUGCCCAAGAGGAACGAACACAGAAGCGGGUUCACAGGUGUUCACAGCAGCACGAUUCACAAUGGCCAGAAAGUAGAGGCCACCCUAUGUCCACUGAGGGUGGAUGCAGCAGUGCGGUCUCCAGGCAGUGGGCGCAGUGAGUGGGGUUCAGCGCAGGAAGGAGGCAACGCCACGUGCUACUGCGUGGGUGCACCUUGUGGAGACGAUGCUGAGGGGAGAGGGCAGGCACGAAAGGCCGUGGCAUGCCCAGGUCCAUUUCCAUGACCAUUUCCGUGACACGUCCAGACUAGGCAGAGCCACAGAGCCUGGCGGAGCAGCCACUGCAGGGCGUGGGGAGAGGCUGGAGUGGGUUCGGGUCUUCUCUGGGUACAGGGUGAUGAAAGUGAUUGCAGUGAUGUCGUAUAACUCUGGGCCUGCUCAAAACCACUGAGUUGUGGACGUUGGGUGAAUGGGGGGAGCACCUUCCUUCUGCUGAGGUCACAUGGUGCACUGCAUGGAGGUGGUGGUGACCCCACACCAACCCUGCUGAGGCCAGCUAAAGCAAUCUGACC
Cercocebus atys (sooty mangabey) is the source of this 1610-nucleotide messenger RNA. RefSeq names its product chromosome unknown open reading frame, human C1orf86 (gene FAAP20). The transcript has 4 exons. Lineage: Eukaryota; Metazoa; Chordata; Mammalia; Primates; Cercopithecidae. Gene Ontology annotation, molecular function: ubiquitin binding; K63-linked polyubiquitin modification-dependent protein binding. Gene Ontology annotation, biological process: DNA damage response. Bases 8 to 418 code for a protein of 136 amino acids. The record is from RefSeq and is a predicted model, not a curated record.